AUGUCAAGCGGAGGGUUUGGAAACACCGGUCUGUGGGGCCUGGCUACAGGCUUUGGCGCCGCAAAUACGUCGCUGCAGGCACCAGCUUCGUCGUUUGGCACGCUGGCACCGGCGGCAGGCGCCAACGCCAAGCGGCCGGCGAUCUCGCUCGGAUCGGGUCCCGCGUCCUCGGGCGGCCUCUUUGGCAAUUCCACCACGUCUAAUCCUUCGACUACUACGGGAGGAGGGUUGUUCGGCAAUUCGGCUUCGAACAAUGCCGCCAAUUCUGGUACAAGCGGCGGCCUCUUUGGCAACACCGCGACCAAUGCCUCCAACACCGCCAGUGGUGGGUUAUUUGGCAAUUCUGGGGCUUCCACCGCGAAGCCAGGAGGGCUUUUUGGUAAUACCGCCACGUCAACAGCAGCUCCAACCACUGGAGGCGGUUUAUUUGGCAACUCCGGUGCCAACAAUACCGCCGCAUCCGGAGGCCUUUUUGGCAACUCCACCACAUCUGCAGCCAAACCUGGUGGUCUCUUUGGCAAUACUGGGGCCAACACCACCACCACGGGAGGUCUCUUUGGUAAUAACACGUCAACGGCGGUCAAACCAGCGGGUGGGUUAUUCGGAAAUUCAACUACCAGCAAUACUGCAUCCGGAGGAUUAUUUGGCAAUACUACCACUAAUAACACUACAAGUGGCGGGGGGCUUUUUGGCAACAGUUCUAAACCAGCUACUGGAGGUCUCUUCGGUAAUUCUGCUCAGCCUGCCACUGGAGGUCUCUUUGGCAAUACUGCCACAAACGCGACGGGCGCCGCCUCCAGCGCAACCAAUCCUUAUGGUGCUCCAUCGCUUCUCAGCCUGCUCACUGUCAACGGGCUGCAAAUGCCCAAGCUGCUUACUCAAGACUUGCACGUGGGGCUGUUCAAAGAUACCCCGAAGAAACGCAAGUUUUCUUAUCUCGACAAACUGGCUCUGGAACAGACGGUGGCGACGCCGUCCAACCUGUUAUUGAAAAGGCUUGGAAAGACACUUCGCACAUUCAGACAACUGGCGUCACUUGCCAAUCCGCUUCGAGGCCUAUUUUCUACCCCUACGCCGAAAGAGACACUGGCGCUACCCACCAAUACAACCUCUCUUGGCACGUCAAAGACGCUGUUGGGGACUAAAGGCUUGACCCACACUCGUAAAUUCCAACUGAGACUCAGGGGAGGUCAAGGCUCACUCAAACGGCUCAUCAUUAAGCUGAAGCCCAUCAAAUACCAUUUGAUUAAUGCCAACCGCGUGCUUUUGAAUCGACGCCCUAAGCUUGUGGACACGGCGCCUGGGGCGCUUGCGAACGCCCGGCUUGUGGUAGACGAAGAUGAGGAAAUCGACGACGAAGACAACGUCGAUGCUAAGAUCGAAGGCCUGGUCCGGUCGCGGGCGAAGUCGCUGGUGGUAUUUGCCGGGAACCUGGUACCGGCGGUGCCGGAUGACACUCCCGACAAGGAAAGCUACACUACCGAGGAAGACUCAUUGGCGCCACCCCUGCUUCCAUUGGACUACUACAUUUACCCCCUGCUCAGUGAAAUCGUUUCUCAUCCGCAUCAAGUUGAAGACCUUGUCAUCGGGCGCAAGGGUCACCUGAAAAUCGCCUGGGCACGUCCCGUGGACUUGCUGCAACUUGUCGCUCGUUGCCAAAGACAAACAGAAGGUCGCGUUGAGGAAAAACUCGCUAAUGAACUUAUUGACAACGUGGUUAGACUUCACGGCACUGUCGUUGAAGUUUAUAACACACCCGGGUACCCAAAGCCACCUAUGAGCCACGAACUCAACGUCCCUGCGGUAAUUAGUGUGGAAAACGUGCGGCCAAAACCCGAUCAGCUGGUGCACGACUUCAUCGCUUUCUUGAAGAAACAGACCGGGAUGGAGUUUCUCACUUACGAUCCGCAUACUGCUAUCUGGACGUUCAGAGUGCUCCAUUUCAGCGUGUGGGGGCUUUUGGACGACAGCGCUGAUGCUAGUCUUCGGCAACUUAAACAGCAGCAAGACGCCGAAGAGGAUCAGCUGCGUCUUGAGUACAGCCGGGUGUAUGAGCAGGACCAGUACCGUGACGCUGUUCGCAAAGCCAAAGUGGGCAUUCGCGGCGCCGGCGUGCCUGGUCACUGGGAUGCUGGUGCUGACGGCAGCGACCCCAGUCUGCCGCUUCUGGUAAAACAGCGCCAGGUAGCCGAGCAGGUGAAGCUAAACGUUAUACGGGCGAAGCCGGGGAUGCUGGCGCUCGUGCGGGAGGCUGAUACUCUGAUGGAUCUGGAAGUGGAGUCUGAGGACGAGGUGAUGGGGGAAGUAGAGCGUAUUGACGACGAGGCGAUGCUGGUGCUGGAACCGGUUGAUAAGACCCACUACUUACGCCAACUUCUCUUAUCGACUCCCUACGCGGAUAUGGCGGCGGUCGUGGAUGAAAAGGCGUACGAACCCACGAUCGACGACGCGAGCCAACUUGACCGCAUGCUCCAAUGGCCCGAUUUGCCGACGACAAAGCUGUGGCUUGUUCAGCUUGAGCUUGCCGAUGACUACAACUCACUGGUGGUACCGACGCCACUGGAAGUCAUGGCGGCGCCGAUUGACCGACCCGCCGACAUUGAGCGCCAGCUCUUCCCUGCUGAUAUACUGCGGCCGCUGCUCGAAAAAACUUCACUGGAACCGGCGGCUUUGCGAGACACGGUUAAAGCGCCGCUUCCAUUGGUGAAUGGCGACGAUGCUAACGAUUUAGUCGAUGAAGUGCGCUGUCACGCCCGCAUUGAGCCACGCUCACAACUGAAUUUUCCCGUGGUCACUGGUUACUCCGCCGAACUCUCAUUUGCCGCUCUCUCUCGGCGCUGUGUACUUCGAGACUCGGUUUUAUACCAACUUGCACUGGCACUUUUUGACCCAGUUCCCAUUGCCUCAGUGCUGAAUGACCCCUCGGUGGAACUGAGAUUGGCAGAACUCGGGCGCCAACAAAGAGUUGUGCUGUGGCUCAAAGAAUACAAUCGCAAAUACGUUGACGAUUUUGCCAAAACCACCUCCGAUUCCUUGGCAGUGGCAUUGUGGCGUCUUUGUGCCGGUGAUUUGGAGGGAGCUAUUGCCGCUAUUCCCACAAGCUCGCCCCACUUGCGGGCGGUGCUUGUGCUUGCUGAUGCCCACGAUGAAGCCGCUCGCACUUUUGCUCGAAACCAAUUGGAUGAUUGGGCUACACGGGGUCAGGCUAAUAUUCCUGAGCCAGUUGUCCACAUGUGGCAAAUCAUCGCUCAAGACUUUGCCCCAACUGAAACGAUGCCAUGGCUGCUUCAGCUCGCCACUCGACUCCGUUAUGGUGAUAACAGCCAACCGCUUUCGGUGGUGCUUGGCGAGGUGGAAACGAAGAAUUCGCUCAGCGUGCUCAUGAAGGCAUACCAUUUACUGGCACUGGAUCCGUCAGCAGCACUUACAUACAUUGCUGAAUCAGGUUUGGAUAUCAAAUUCAAGUGGACGGUUUUCCAGGUGUGCCGCAAUUAUAGCGGCGACUUCACCAACCUGAGUGGCGAUGGCAUUGCAAAGAAGUUUGCCCACUACCUCAAUCUCCAACGUCUCUACGUUGCGGCAGUAUUUGUUAUCCUGACCAUUACCAAAGACGCCGACGCAACCACUGAGACUCGCUCAAUCAUUCUUGAUCAUAUCAAAGAUAUGAGCGAUGAAGAUGUUGCGACUAUCAUCACUCAAUUGAAUGUGCCACAGGCGCUUGUUCUGGAAGCUCGAGGGCGCCAGCUGGGAGACAACGGCGACUACUGGCAACAGUGUCAGUACUACAUUGAUGCUCAGCUUUGGAACGACGCCAAUGACGUCAUCCUCAAUCAUUUGGGACCCGAAGUCGUCACAACUGCCACACGCGGUGAAGAGCUCAUUAAGUUAACGGCACAAAUUCUUCAAAACGGGUUCAUUAUUCAAAAAUGGACCCAAGGCGGUGAUAUUUAUGUCAAUUACGCCAAGCUUAUGUUACACAAAGAUGAACUGGUGGUGAAGCCGUUGUUAGACAACCUUCCAUUUUUGCAAGGGGACCUUGACUCGCGGGUGGUUAAAGUCGCUCGCGCCAUCAUGGCUCGCACGGUGGGCGACGCAGCUUUGGCUCAAGGCGAAUCACCGCUUGCAAUCACCAAGUUGCCGUUGGCUCCUGUCGACGCAAAUUACUUUCGCUUAAGACUUCAGUGA
This is a messenger RNA of Diutina rugosa, 4185 nucleotides long. Its product is annotated as nucleocytoplasmic transporter. Gene Ontology annotation, cellular component: nuclear pore cytoplasmic filaments; nuclear pore. Lineage: Eukaryota; Fungi; Ascomycota; Pichiomycetes; Serinales; Debaryomycetaceae. Gene Ontology annotation, biological process: post-transcriptional tethering of RNA polymerase II gene DNA at nuclear periphery; protein import into nucleus; RNA export from nucleus. The transcript has a single exon. Gene Ontology annotation, molecular function: structural constituent of nuclear pore. The coding region runs from base 1 to 4185 and encodes 1394 amino acids. The record is from RefSeq and is a predicted model, not a curated record.